GGUCUUCCACUUCAAAACCAUUUACAAUCAAAAUGAAGUUGAUGAUCAUGGCCGGAACUACCCUAGUUAGCUUCCUGUGGCUUCUCAUGGCCAUAUCAGCAACAGCCCAAAACGGCGACAAUCCAGUUCUGGACACCACCGGAAAGGCUCUUCGACGCGGCGUCAAGUACUACAUCAGGCCGGCCAUCACCGACAACGGCGGGAGGUUUACGCUGGUCAAUAGGACGGAGCGGUGCCAGCUGUACGCCGGCCAGGAUAAUGAUUCGAGGGGCAGAGGGUUUCCGGUGACGUUUGCGCCGUUCGCGGAAGGAGAGAAGGUAAUUAGGGAGUCUAGGGAUGUGAAGAUCACCUUCUCUGCAAUCACCAUCUGUACAAGGUCGACGACGUGGCAGUUGAGAGGCACCGAGAGCGGGAGGAGACUGGUUGGGACCGGAAGCUCGGGAGGGGCGACUAACUUCUUCCGAAUCGAGAGACAGAGUGGGUUCGAUGGGAUCUACACCGUCGGAUGGUGCCCGGCCGAGUUCUGUCCGCUUUGCAGGUUCGCUUGUGGUUCAGUUGGGGCUGUGGUCAACAAUGGGAAGAGGUUUCUGGCUUUAGAUGGUUUUGUCAUUCCCGUCGUUUUUGAGAGGGCUCCCUCAUCAACUAACAUAUAGUUAGUUUGUAUGUAUGUUAUGGUGGAUUGGAUGAGUGGCCAGUUCCUAUGAUUAUAAAUAAAAAAGUUCUACUGUAAUGUUAAUUUACUUAA
Molecule: messenger RNA, 745 nt
Organism: Humulus lupulus (European hop)
Lineage: Eukaryota; Viridiplantae; Streptophyta; Magnoliopsida; Rosales; Cannabaceae
Product: kunitz type trypsin inhibitor 104-like
Exons: 1
Coding region: 33-653 (206 amino acids)
Molecular function (GO): endopeptidase inhibitor activity
Source: RefSeq, a predicted model, not a curated record